Messenger RNA from Pseudozyma flocculosa PF-1, 462 nucleotides. RefSeq lists its product as uncharacterized. The transcript is spliced from 3 exons. The record is from RefSeq and is a predicted model, not a curated record. Lineage: Eukaryota; Fungi; Basidiomycota; Ustilaginomycetes; Ustilaginales; Ustilaginaceae. Gene Ontology annotation, biological process: ribosomal small subunit assembly; translation. Bases 1 to 462 code for a protein of 153 amino acids. Gene Ontology annotation, cellular component: cytosolic small ribosomal subunit; ribosome. Gene Ontology annotation, molecular function: structural constituent of ribosome; RNA binding.
AUGCUGGCGGUGGAUGACUACGACGCCGCCGCCGCCGCUGAGCUCAAGAGGAAGCGAACUUUCCGCAAGUUCUCGUACCGUGGCAUCGAGCUCGAUGCCCUGCUCGACAUGAGCAACGAGGACUUCAUGAGCCUCGUCCACGCUCGUGCCCGCAGGAAGUUCCAGAGGGGCCUCAAGCGCAAGCCCAUGGGCCUCAUCAAGAAGCUCCGCAAGGCCAAGUCGGAGGCCGCUCCCAACGAGAAGCCCGCCACCGUCAAGACCCACCUGCGUGACAUGAUCGUCGUCCCCGAGAUGAUCGGCUCCGUCGUCGGCAUCUACAACGGUCGCUACUUUGUCAACACCGAGAUCAAGCCCGAGAUGCUCGGCCACUACCUCGGCGAGUUCUCGAUGACCUACAUCCCCACCCGCCACGGCGCCAAGGGCAAGGGUGCCACCGUCGACCGCUUCCUGCCCAUCAGGUAA